This is a messenger RNA of Seriola aureovittata, 6988 nucleotides long. It is a transcript of the gene vwa5b1, whose product is annotated as von Willebrand factor A domain containing 5B1. NCBI's taxonomy places the organism in Eukaryota, Metazoa, Chordata, Actinopteri, Carangiformes, Carangidae. The transcript has 22 exons. The coding region runs from base 335 to 4210 and encodes 1291 amino acids. The record is from RefSeq and is a predicted model, not a curated record.
GAGGAGGAAGAGAAGGAGAGGAUAAAAACAGUUUCUGUGACCACAUGUUGCUGUGCUUGAUUGAAGUGCUGCAGCAGCUCCUACCUUUCCCAUUCUUUGCAUUGUACGUCUAACUAACGAUGAGUCCGCUGCAUCUGUAGUUUCUGCCACCUGUGGCAGCACUCCUAUUCCCUCUACGCCACAGAGAGAGAACAAAAAAGCGGAGCUGAGAGAGGUCGGAGAGGAGGAGGAGGAGGAGGUGGAUAUCUUUCAUGAUAAGUGGACUUCUGACAGAGAAAGAGAUCCUCGCUGCACAUCCAGUUGACACAAAUGAAAGAAUCCUAAAACCAGCACCAUGCCUGGACUCAUUAACAAGGAGAAUCGGAGUGCUCUGCCCCUCAGUGUCUCUGACAUCACUUCCUGUGUCAGGGGUUAUACUCUGGCCCUGACAGCUUCUAUGACCUAUGAAAAUAUUGAAGAUCAUGCAAUCGAGGGAAUCUUCAUUUAUCCACUGGAGGAAAAGUCCAUUGUUGUAGGGUUUGAGGCUAUGAUAUCCAGUCAGAUCAUAACACUGCAAAUCAAAGACAAGGCAAAAAUUGAGGACUGUUAUCUCGAUUGCUACAACACAUCUAAUGGAGCUCUCCAGAGUGGCAGUGGUAAGAUUAAAGGACACAUAGUGUUGGAUGAGGAUUUGGAGACGACAGUGUUAGUGGUUAACCUUGGGAUCAUCCCUCCUAUGGAGACGGUCCAUAUUCUGGUCAGCACCUCCUCUGAGCUCUCAACCCUGCCCAGCGGGGGCAUCAGGGUGUCAACCCCACCGGUGUGUACGCCUCGAGUACAGAGGACCAUCAAUGAGGAGCAGGGACUGUCCCCCAACUUCUCCAGAACGCGGGACAGGCAUACCAGUGCCUCAAGUCCUCACGAUCAAACUCCCAACUCCCCUCAGCUGUGGUUGGCUUCACUGCUGGAGGAGGAGGCCAUCAACUCCAUGGACUACAAGUUUAACUUCCAGCUAGAGAUACGCGCUCCUUAUCUCCUCGCAGGUGUAGAGAGCCCCUCUCAUGCAAUCCGAGCUGAUGCGGACCCUCUGGCCCGCUCUGCCACCAGUGUCGUCAUUACUCUGGCGGACAAAUACACUUACGACUGUCCUGUCAAAAUCCUCAUUUACCCGAGCGAGCCUCAUCUGCCACAUGUGCUCAUUGAGAACGGAGACAUGACACAGGAGGAGUAUGAUGAGUAUCUUCAUGGCCGGAGUGAUUUCAUCAAGGCCACAAAGAAGGACUCCAGCAAUGAGAGGAAAGUUGAUAUCAUUCACAGGCGGCUGCAUAAGGACAUCCUUCACAACCCUGUGGUUAUGUUGAACUUUUGUCCUGACCUCAAGUCUAUCAGCUCAGACCUGAGGAAGGUUCACGGCGAAUUCAUCUUCCUCAUUGACCGCAGCGGCAGCAUGAGCGGGGUUAACAUCAACCGUGUGAAGGAUGCCAUGGUGGUGAUUCUCAAGAGCCUCGUGCCUGGAUGCCUUUUCAACAUCAUAGGCUUCGGCUCUACAUUCAAAUCGCUUUUCACAACCAGCCAGAACUAUGAGGAGGAGGCCCUGGCCGUGGCUUGUGAGUAUGUCAGGAAGAUCAGAGCUGACAUGGGGGGCACCAACAUCUUGGCACCGCUCAACUGGAUCCUGAGGCAGCCGUUGUCCAGCGGACACCCACGCCUGCUCUUCCUGCUCACCGACGGAGCCGUCGGCAACACAGGCAAAGUUAUCGAGCUGGUCCGCAGACAUGCACGCUACAUCAGAUGUUUUACGUUCGGCAUAGGGCAGAACGCUUGCAGGAGGCUGGUGCAGGGACUGGCGACAGUUUCUAAAGGAACGGCAGAGUUCCUGGCCGAGGGAGAGAGGCUGCAACCCAAGAUGAUAAAGUCCCUGAAGAAAACCAUGUCUCCGGCGCUCAGUGACAUUUCAAUUGAUUGGCUCUUCCCUGAGACCAAGGAAGUGCUUCUGUCCCCGGUGGGCAACACCUUCCUGUUUCCAGGGGACAGUUUGAUUGGCUACAGUGUGGUUUGUGACACCACCCGCUACCACACCAACCCCAAAUCUGAUAAGAGGAGGCGAUACAGCAUGAUGCGCUCCAUUGAGUCGGCCAGCUCUGUGUUUUACCACUCUCAAGAGGAGGACCAGGUGAAGACAAGCGUCGACAGUCAGGGCUCCUACAGGGAAACAGCCUCCGGCCCUCUGUAUGACUCCUACCAGGACUCCGUGAUAGACGGCAGCCCUGUAACCACAGAGCAAGACACCAUGGGGUUGGGUAAUACAUCACCAAGAAGGCGGGCGUACAGCACCAACCAGAUAAUAGACUACAACCCGGCUAAGAGGGUCUACACUCCCAGCGACCCCAGCUCUGUGGUGGCUAAGAAUCCACUGAGGAGAGCCAAGGUCCAGGAGCUGGUCGGCCAGAUGAGCCCUGAGCAUGAGGCGCAGUGGAAGAACGACUACCAGCCACAGCUGGCAAGCCUGUGCGCCACAUCUUCCAGAGGGCGUCCUGCCAGCUGUCACAAGCCUCUCCUCCAGCAGGAGCCGCUUCUGCAGCAGGAAGCCGAUUCAGAGCCUCAGGACAACCCACAGCCCAGCGGUGGCGGCGGCGGCGGCGGCGGCGGCGUGCUGCCAGCAGCUCGCAACACCGCUGGGGAAGACGGAUCCAGAUCCUCCACCGACAGCCCAUCUGUUGGCAGUGUCGGAGAUACAGAUGGUUACGGACACCAGUUAUGUCAAGCAGAAACCCCACAGGAGAACCGAAUAUCAGAUCUGGGUGCUGCCAACCAGCACAAAGGUGACUGCAAGGCCGUGGUGUCCGGACUGCUGUGUGGGAAACCGAUGAAGUGGGAAGUGCUCUUCGAUAUCGAGCCGUUCCUGAACGGACGGGAACGUGAGGAAAAGGUUCACGAGGAGCUGUGGAACGAGACCUUCCACCACUUGGCUGGACACUCCAUCAUACACGACUUUGAGCACAUGGUGGAUAAAGAGUGUGAGAUUGAACACGGCUCUGGCAGGAAGUACCAGCUAUAUGCUAUUCACACCAGCAAAGCCUGCAAUAUACUGAGCAAAUACACAGCGUUUGUUCCCAUCGACCUGGACACUAAUGAGUAUUUGCAGACAUGUAUUGAAUACAUAAACCCCGGUGAGGGUCUGAAGAGGGACUCCCACUCCAGCUCUCGUUCAGGGAGCAGGAAGAACAGAGGUUACUCCAUUGGACUGGGUCGCUCUCAGUCUGGUGGCAUGUCAGAGGAAGCUGAAGACAUCCUGCAGCCCAACAGUGGAGAGGACGGUGUCUCUCCAUGCAGCACUCCCUCCUCCGCUGGCUGGGAGAGAUGUAGCUUCACAGAGGUCUCGCAGAGGAGUCCGUCUGUGACCUCUGACCAAUCACAGAAAUCAGUGGAGAGCAUUUUUUCUGCCAGGCUGGCCCUCAGCAGGACUCGUCUGCUGACUCGAGCCGCCAAAGGAUUCAUGUGUCGAUCUCACAGCAAGUCUGGUGAUUCAAUUGGAGAAAGCGACAACGAGAACAAAGACUACAUUCCUCUGCUGUUGUUGCAGUUGGCUAGUGGAGCAUUUCCUCUGGACACAGCUCUGUGUGAUGCCAUCAACGUGCCCAUGGACAAGCUAAAGUGGACGUCCCCCUUCACCAGCCACCGCACCAGCUUGGGCCACUUGUCUCACUCCAGCAGCCGCAGAGCUGAAAGUGCCGACGACGGGCACAGAUCACUGUGUGAGCCAGAAACAUAUCAGCAACCUGCAGAGCAAACUGCAGGCAUCAACAGUCCUUCUCAUCUGUCCAAGAGCGCCUGGACGGAUGCGGCUCCUUCCUCAUUAGGAAGUCCGUCCACCGCUGCUGAGCCCCCGCUCUCCCCGCACUCCCAGGUGGACAGUGGACGGAGCUCUGGGUCAGGGGGCUUAGAAACAGCAUCGCCCGGCGGUGUGCUUAAGAGGAUGCUGAAUCCAGAGAGCAUGGUGUGGGCCACAGCUGUGGCCCUCGCCUGGCUGGAGCAUAGCUCUGCCAGUUAUUUCAUAGAAUGGGAACUGGUAGCCGCCAAGGCCAGCAUGUGGUUGAGUGCACAGGACAUCCCAGAAGGCCGAGAUUUAGCCUCCAUCAAGGCUGCUGCCAACCAGCUCUUCAUCAUCCUCAGACACUGGGAUGAAAACCUGCAACUGAACAUGCUCUGUUACAACCCUAACAGUGUCUAGUCCAAGACUAAUACAGACCACUCAGAGUACUGAGUCCCAUAUGAUACUAUGCUAACUGAGGCUGUACUAUUCUUCAUUCAGCAGUAUGUCCUCUGGAGUUUGAUUUUACUGUGGCAGUUGUGAACAAUGUGCAUCUUCUUCUGUUUGUGUGCUGUUCCUUCAAACAUAUCACAGGCUCUUCAGAGGCACUAUGUGCAAGCUAUUACCUCGCUGGUGCCAUAUACUGUAGCUGGAUCCCUGUUAGCAAGGGAUCUAAUCAGAGUUAUGCCACAGAUUUGAGUUUCAUGGAGAAGAAUGUAAGUGUUAAAUUAGUAGCAUGCCGGGCCACCGACCAUCAACAUAUGAAAAAAGCUCUUAUUGUCAUCAUAUUGAUGUUAUGGGGAGAAUGCUGCAAAACGGUUGGAGAAAAUAGUUCCACUGUCUUUACAUCUUUACAGCAUUUUCUGAAUUGAUUGUCUUGUGGAAAAAAUGUCACAUGAAAACAUCUGGGUACUUGCUCGCAGUAAUGCCAGUCUUUUCUAAUGGCUGUUAUCAUUACAAUGUUAUUAAUAUUUGCCAUUUUGCAGUUUGAUUAUAGCAGAGACAGAAAAAUAUGCAAACAGCUAAAGAAAAUAAGAAAUACAUGUUAAAGAUUUGGUUUUAAGAAAUAUGUGCUUUAGGUGGGAAUCGGUGAAUGUGUAUCCCACUUGCAUGUUAUUUGUUGUUUAUUAUUUAAUGAUACAUACAGUUUGUAUUUUUUCACUUAUCAGAUUAUAUACCUAUCUAAGAGAAGAGGUUUGGAUCAUGCAUUAGAUUUUAGAAUCAGAGAGUAACACAGACCUGGAGUUGGUUGCAUCAUCUGUUUGCAAGUUCAAAAUUAACCUAGAUAUAAGCUACAUGUUUACAUUGUAAGUAGGUAUUUAUGCCUCACUAAUUUAAAAGGGGUUACUCUACACAAACUCUUAUUAUUACUUUGACUAUUAUUAUUACUACUAUUAUUACGAAAUAUUAGUUGUUGCUGAGUAUUUACACCCUGUAACUGCUGGAUGUAAAUGUUGUGUAGCUAAUUGAGCCAACAAAGCUAAUGUUAGCUAGCUAAAAUAUUACGUGUACAAAUUGAAGAAGAGAUAGGAAUAGGAAUAUGAGAAAUGGACAAAACUUGACCUAAAUGCUGUUCAACAAUGAAAACUUUUUAAUUAAAAUAUCACAAAAAGUAAAAUAAUAAUACUUAAAAUGCAAAUGUUAUGCUAAAAGCAUUAGACUAAAUGACCAACUAAAAUUAAGUUAGAGUUUGGUUUUUCAAAGUGUGACUGUGGACCCGCCUCCCUUAAAUAAUGAUACGCUAAAUGUAAAAAUAUGUGUACUUAAUUGACUUAAUUGACUUAAUUGACCAUUGACUAUCUCAAUCUACUCCUUCAUUGACUGAAAAUCUCUGGUUUAGCAUAAUAAGACAUUUCCCAGUCACUCUCUAAAGUGUAUUGAAUUGUAUUAUUAACUGAUAAGCAUACAUAAUUCUCCAUGUAUGCAACAAAGUCAUAUAUCAUUUCAUAAAGACUGGCAGUUCAUUUAAAUUUAUCUCUUGCCUCCUUAAACUUAUUUUUAGAUGUUAAGUCACAGCUCAUGAUGUUUUACUGACUUACUGUUUAUAUAUCUAAUUGCUUUUGAUUGGAUAUCUCUGACGCUGCUUCCUAGCAACAAAUUUAUGCAUUACAAAAGUUGUAGUGCAAGCUGUAAAUUCUCAUAAAAAUCCUUAAACAAUUGGGUGACUUUGCCCCAUAAUAAGGAUUUAAAUACUUUUAAAAUACAGUAUUACUUCUGCUACACAUGUACAAGGUUUAGCUUGCGUCAGUAUAAGAAUUGGCUUGAUAUGUUUCCCUUCCAGAUGUUGUAAAACAGACAGUUGGCUUGUUGGGGCAGGACAUGUGUCAUACAACCGCCACACAGGCUUUUCUAUUCAGGAUCUUUCAAGAGGUCUCACUGUUACAACAUUUCUGCUAAGACAGUCUUCAAGUUUCCUAAAAAUGGUGUAUCCCAACUUAGUAAAUCACUUAGUCUGAAAGUAGAUAAUCAGAACUAUGGAAAGAUGUUAUACACAAACUUAGUAAUUGAUUUACAAACAGCUGAUGCAACCUAAUCCUAAUAUGGGCAGCGAUCAACAGUCCUGCUCCAGGAAUCAGAGGAAAGGGCCCUUAUAUUUCGGUCAUUGUCACAGCUCAUUUACCGCAAGUGCCUAACCAAGGUUUAAUGUCGGCAGAAAGUGUAAAUCUGUUUGCUGCAGUUUAAUCAGUGUGGAAAAUGACUGAUUCUUUUUCUUAAAUAUAGUAUGGGUACCCUUGGUUGGUGGCCUAUGUAGGCAUCUUUCAGUAUUAAUUUUUCUCUUUCUUAUUUCAUCACAGUGUUGUUUUACUCAGGUAUUUAUUCAUUUUUUUCACUCAGGCUAAGUUGCAUAAGUACUUCUGCAUGGACACAGGUGUUUAUGUUAUGAUGUUCAAUGACUGAAUUGCCACAUUGGAGCCAGUAGUGCAGUAUUUUACUCUCUGAAACGGAAUGAGAAAUACAGUAGAUGUCAUUUAGUAAUAUUUUUGUGCUGUAAUUGCAGUAGUAAGUGCAGCUGUAAUUGUAAUAAGUUGUAUUUUUUAUGUACUGGGUCAGUUGUAUAGUGCAGUAUCUUUCAACUUGCUGUGCGUGCCUUUAUAAAUGAAUGUUGACUGUUUGAGGCUGUUGAAAGCUUCUGUAAUGUCUUUAUAACCGUUGAUGCUAUGACCAGCUCUGCAGGUGCAUGUAAUAAAAUGACUCUGA